AUGGCCGUUAUCAGACCGGCGGUUUUGUUUCAGACAUGGGCCCAGCGUGUGUUAGGACCAGCCAGUUCCAUCAUUUACAUUGGUGUCGGGCUAACAGCUCUCGGGAGUCUUAAUGCUACAUUUCUGUCUGCUGGCAGACUGUCAGGGGUGGCAGCCAAGAAUGGACAGAUGCCUGACGUGGCUUCCUGGGUGCACGUGAGGAGUAAAACACCACUAUUGGCCAGUGGGAUGAGGUGUAUAAUCGCCAUACUGGUCAUGUUGCUAGCCGAUGGUCAGCAGCUUCUGAGGUUCUACAUCUUUAUCGUGUGGCUCUUCCAUGGAACAUCUAUCACAGCACUGCUCAUUCUUCGAUACAAAAACAAGAAAAAGAAACGACCCUAUAAGGUGGAUCUGUGGAUCCCAGUGCUGGUUGUGGCCGGGAUCGCCUGCCUGGUGGUUGCACCAUUCCUGCAGAAGCCGGAGAAGGAGUUUGUGGCUGCCGUGACACUUUUGGGCAUGUCUGUUGUCAGUUACUAUCCGAUCACAUGGCUCAAGUCUAGGUACAUCAUUAACGUACCAGACAACAUAACUAUGUGGUUACAGUUGUUUCUCAGGGUGGCUCCGAAACGCGAUUUGAGACGGGAGCGCAAGUCGAUGAUGCGACAGAUGGGAGUUCUGGCCCGCAACAGUAUCAUCAUCACUCCCAGCGUCAUGACAUCACCCGCAAUGAUGCGGCGAUUCUCCAAGCGCAUGUCUCUGCGCCUCGUGCAGGGCUCUCCCGCGUUGGUCCACAGGUUUGGGGAAGAUCUAGGUCAGACCAGCUUGAGAAGACGCACCAACCGAGGAGGUUCAUUGGCUGAAAUAGACAUCAGACAGAAGAUGAGAUCCAACUCACUGUGGUCGUUUGGUGUAGAGAGCAAAGCGUCCCCGGCAAUCAUCAGAAAAAAGACAAUGUCACCAAACAACCGAACCGUCAACUCCCCUGAUGUGAAACUGAAAUCCAUAGCUUCCAUGCCGAUACUGAAAAACCGCUGCACUACAGCACCGCCGGACGUUGAUGGUGCUACAGCUCUGAGCUCCAAUGGACUGUCCAGAAGUUUGCUGUCCCUCCCACACCAGGUGGUGCGUCCUACCCCUAGUCCCAUACCUGAGGAAGAUUCAGCAGCCGCUAAAAAUUCAGACUCCGGAGCUGAUGAAACAAAGUCCCAAAUUUCCCAGCAGGAUGAAGAGUUGCAAGUUAUAGCCGAUUUUGAAAGUGAUGGAGGUGGGGAAUAUGAGGUUCUAGCGCAUCCUGAAGACGUCAGAAGAGCUUCGUACGAUGUAGUAGAAGUUCCCGAUACAAACUCAGAUUCUUCAUCCUCAAACUCCUCAGAUUCAAAUUCUUCAACUAGUAGCAAAUCGAAACGUUUGCGACGCAACAUGUUUUCCUCUCUGUUUGAUUCUUCAGCCUGCUCUUCUUCGGAUUCAGACUCAUCAACGGAUGAAGACUGUUCAGGAGAUGAUGAAGAAGAAGAUGAUGUGGCGUCCAGGCCAAGGUUUUACUACAGCGAGGACGAGAUAAACUCAGAUGUUAGCGGUGAUGGUAGCAAGAAGGCAAGUGGACAGGUAAACAAUGGCUAUAUUGCCGAAGGCAGUGAGGAAGAUGGUACGCCAGUGUCGCUGGAAGGACAAAUUCCUACGCGAAUACACAUUUCUGGAAUGAAAUCUGACAACAUACCGCAAAGCGAGGUAUGA
This is a messenger RNA of Candidula unifasciata, 1713 nucleotides long. Lineage: Eukaryota; Metazoa; Mollusca; Gastropoda; Stylommatophora; Geomitridae. The record is from the annotation of a GenBank genome assembly.